GAGGGAGAAUUAAAGCAAAAGCAACAAAAAAAAGUAGGAAAUUCUUCAAAAUUCGUAAAUUAUAGCGUAUGAAUAAAUAGAAGGGAAAUUCAAAUAUAAAAGGGGCAGUGGUAGCCAUCCCUGUUUCAAAAGAGGGAAAAAAAGAAAUUAGUAUGAAGAAGAGUUUGGGAGUGAGCAUUGGUAGCAGCGGCCGAUCUUCGGCGGGCGACGGGGAGGAGGACGAGACGUCGAAAACGGCGAUAGCGAGCUAUCAAGCGAGGGAUGAGGAGAUCGAGAGGAGGAAAAUGGAGGUGAGAGGGAGGCUUGAAUCUCAGAUCACCCGCGCAGAGGAAGAGGCCAAGCGUUUGACUCAAGUUUGGGCGGAACUUGAAGAGUUGACAGAUCCAAUGAGAAAAGAGGUGUCCAAUGUUCGAAAAAGAUUAGAAGUAGCUAAUCGUGACCUCAAAUCCCUUCAACAGAUCUGCCAAAAAAAAGAAAAAGAAUAUAAAGAAGCAAUGGAGGCUUUUCAAGAAAAGAGCAAUGAAAGAUCCCAACUCACCACAUCCCUUAUGGAGCUGUUGAAUGAAAGUGAGAAAUUCAGAAUGAGAAAGCUGGAAGAACUCAGCAAGAUAGCCAACUUAAAGGCUUGAGCAUUGUAUUUCUAUUAUUUUUUUUCGAACAUUUCUUGAAUCGAAUGCCAUCAAAUUUUCACUA
Salvia splendens (bonfire salvia) is the source of this 693-nucleotide messenger RNA. RefSeq lists its product as uncharacterized. Lineage: Eukaryota; Viridiplantae; Streptophyta; Magnoliopsida; Lamiales; Lamiaceae. Bases 153 to 629 code for a protein of 158 amino acids. The record is from RefSeq and is a predicted model, not a curated record. The transcript has 4 exons.